Molecule: messenger RNA, 837 nt
Organism: Lasiodiplodia theobromae
Lineage: Eukaryota; Fungi; Ascomycota; Dothideomycetes; Botryosphaeriales; Botryosphaeriaceae
Exons: 2
Coding region: 1-837 (278 amino acids)
Source: RefSeq, a predicted model, not a curated record
AUGGCCGACGCGUGGGCUGAGAACACGCUUGCGAAUCUACCAGUUGACGACGGCCCCGACGGCCGCAGAGUCGUCGACAUGAUCCACUCGUUGCUCAAUCGCAGGACCUCACCCCAGGAAACGGCCGAGUCUCUGGCUUCACUCUACGACCCGCACAUCAAGAGUGGCAAGACGAACACAGCGGCCCUAUGGAGCAUCUACUGCACAGCCAUUUCACAUAUCGAGCACGACGAGUCCAGCUUCAACCUUCUCAUCGAGACGCUGCUGAGCCUUGCCCGGCUUCCGGACGUCGUAGACAAUAACGGCCAGCCCGUCAAGGAAAACGGCAAUGUAUUUUGGCGCGAGCUCCCCGAAUUCCCUUUCUGGCUCAGCCAAGGCCCUGCGAGCCCCGUCUCGCCAAGGGACAUGCGCAACAACCCUCAAAGACUCACGCGAUCCAUGAGAGCAGCCAAGUUCGGGGCGCUGUACCUGCGCGAGCUCGACAGCCAGCCGAUCGAGCAUACGCCCCGCGGCCCGCGCGAUGGCAUGCGGGACGUUGGCCUGAACACCAUCGUCGACGCCCUCCGCUGGGAGGUUGAGGGCGAAAGCGAUGUGGAGCAGGCGCGGCUGGCGGUGCCGCAGGCGGUGACGUGGAUCGUGACGGCCGGACGCAGUAUGUUUCAAGCCGCCAAGGAGGGGUUUUCUAUUGGGCCGGAUUGCACUCUUGACACGGGCAUGUGGAAUUUGUGGAAGGGGCGGUUUGCUGCGCUGGCUGGGUUUGAGGGCGCUGAUGGUGAGCUGAGGCGGGUUGCGGGUGAGGCGGCGGAUGAGAUGGCGAAGAUUGAACGGGAGGGUUAG